UAUAUUUAGUCGGCGUCCUUCCACGGCAAAGCAGAGAAAAUUAUUAACAAAUUGCUAUUUUCUAUAAAAUAAUGAGAUUUUCCCAUAAAAUAAACGAAAUAAUCAAAUAAAAUGGAUGUCAUAUUGCCGUUCAAAGUCAAGAACGAGAAAGAUUUCUUCGAGUGGGCCUUUAAAAUGGGCAUUGAUGAAAUGUCGGCGCACAAAUUCCUCUUUAUAAUACACAAAAGUGAUGUUGAUAUAUUCCCCAAAAUGGGAGAGGAGCGUAUCAAUAUUUUGCUAUACUAUUGGGAAAUGUGUGAAGAUUACAAGCUGAAAAUGAAGGAUGAUGAAUAUGAGUUGCCGGAAGAGUUGGAGUCUAUUGUAAAGAUACUGGUUGCCUGGAGUUUGGAUAUUUGGUUUAGUAAAGAGUGGGAUCGCUGCAAGCUAUUGUAUAAGCAUGCUCUGAUACAUUGCCUGAAUCGGGCGCGCACGUUAUUUGCCCGUAUGCCGGAUAUGUUGCAAAUUAAUUGGGAUUUUUUGCUCUUGUUCAACACAACACCCUGGCAGGUUACUUAUUUGAAAGCGCUGAACGUAAAAAAAGAGAAAACACUGGAGGAUGGUGCUUUGACUAUUGAAAAGGAGGAACAAAUGGCAACAGAUGAAGAUAUGGCAUAUCUUAAAAUGGAACAAUUGCCAUUAAUUGUAUUGCGACUAGUUAAACUUUUUGAUCAGAGCUCCAUUGAUAUGGUUAAAACGCUAUGCAUGAAAGUUAUUGCCGCUUGGAAUAAAGUCUAUUACAACGAAAUGAGUCAAACAAUUGGAUCAAGAUUACCAUAUGUUCCACCUGAAGAUAAACGCUGUUUAUUGUUCAUUUGUCACAUCUACCUUAUGGCAGUCUAUGAAGCAGACGAUAAUAAGGGAUAUGUGAUUGAUAAUAUGAUUAACAACAUACGUUUCUAUAGUCAGGGAUUACAAAAUUCAUAUGCCGUGGAAAAUAUGAAAUACACACCGGCACGCUUUAUAGCCUUAACAUGUACGCACUUGCGUGUACAAAAGAAAGAGUUUUUCGAUUUCUUCAUAUGGAAUCCAUUGGAAAUUUCACCGGUUAAUCUAUUCGGUGUCAUAGCCCAGACAUAUAAAAGCUAUCUGUUGGGAAAUAUUUUAAUGGAACUAAAUAAUAUGAACAAUGAAGAUUUCGCUUUAAACGUGGCUCUAUACAAAAGGCUUAUGAAUGCCUACAUUAAUGAACGUGAAAGAAGUGAACAGUUUAUUUUGGAUGAACUGCAGAAACAGGAGGCCCAACAUUAUGCACACAAUAUAAUUCAAACUGUUACAAAUAUGACAGAUUUUAAAAGUAAAAUAUGUAAGGGAAAUCGUAUGAGUAACAUUGGAAACUAUGAAAAUACAGAUGAACGCAUUGAUGGCAGUAUUGAAGUUCAAAAGGCUUUGAAGGAAGAAGAACAGGAUGAUUUGCGUGCAGAUCCAAUUUUUCAAAAUAUUCCCAACAAUGAGGAAAUAUUGUAUUAUGUCUAUGAGGCUUUGUCAAAGAAGACCUUCCAUGGUUGGCAUUUUGCCAAAAUUGUUUUGCUUUUCAAAAUCAUAAGUCAUGAACUGAAUAUGAUUGAAACCUGGCGCUAUCAUCCAGGAUUGACAACCAAUUUUAUGUUAAAUCUGGAAACAAAAUUGUCGCAACAUUACACAGAUAUGGCGAAAAUAUUUCUAGAUCAUCCAUUUAUUGAACAAGAAUUUUGGUUAACAGCCUUCUAUUUGAACCCGACCAAUUAUAACUAUGAAGCCAUUAAACGACUUGGCAUACGCAACAAUAGAAAACGUACCGAUGAACAAGGUAGAUGGGUAACGGGUAAAGAUAAAAUCGAGGCCAAGUAUGGACUUUUGAGUUCAACAAUUGAUGUUAAGGCCAUUAGCAGUCUGUCCAAUCAUGAUGAAGAGAAACGGGAUUAUGAACCGUUGUUUCAGGCUUUGACUUUGCUACGUUUACCAUCAUCGAUGAUAAAGGAUCUAUUGACGGUGAUAUUUUUGGCACGCAACAAAAGUUUUUCCUGGGCCGUUGAAUGGAAUGAGCUACGGCGACGCUGUAAAGCUCUAAUGUCAAAUGCUGAGGAGAAGAAACGUUUCGUCGAGCUGAAUAUGGCCGAAGCUAAUGAUCGUUUGAAAUAUUUACACAUUGAUUAUGAGAAAUAUAAAAAUAGGCCACAGUUGGACUAUGGUUCCAUUGAGCAGGGUUAUGAAAAUCUUAUCAAUGCAGCUGAUAUGGAUGAUGACACUGAGGAGAGUGAAGAAGAAGAUGACUUUGAAGACGAUGAAGAUGUCUAUGAAAAUAAACGUGGUAGAGGGAAUAAAAAAUCAACAGAAGUUAUAGAAGAUGACAAUUCCCAGGAAGAUGAUCCAUACUUAACGGGUAAAAGACGUACACGAGCCACUGCAGCUGCUGCAUUGGCCAGUUUUCUUUACAACUCUGAAUUGGGUCGAGGGAAACGUAGAAAAAAAGCCGAGGAGGAAGCGAAAAAAUUGGAAGAAGAAUCCAAGUUACAGGAAAAUGAGGAAAAAUCGAAUGAAUCCAAAUCUGUAGGCGAAUCUGAAUCUACAAAUAUUUCCUCAACGGCAGCUGUUUUAGAGGACGACAAUUCCAAAACAUCAGACAUGAUAAAAAGGAAUAUCAAAGAAUGUCUCAAAGAACGGCCGGUAUUAAUAAAUCCCACAUAUGGAUUUCAACCGCUUAUUGAUUUGUGGAAUAUGGAAAAGGCCGAUUUGGAUACAGUAGAUAGUGAAUGCGUUUCCCUAGUGGAGAGUUCAAAAGUUCUAAAUCGUUUUUCUAAACUGAAAAAUAUAACAAGAGAAUUAAACCCAUCAGAAAUGUGUGUGGAAGAUGAUGUACGGGAAAUGCAAAUGUUUACAGACUAUAGAGACAUAACUGAGGAAAUAUGUCAAACAUCUAAACCUGCCACUGCAACAUUUAAAGCCAUAUGCCUGAGGGCUAAACCAAUAGAAGAACAAGAGAAAGAUGAGAAGAAAUUUGUAAUGGAUAUUAAGAUUGAGGAUAAUCCUGUAAAACUGGAACCCAACGAGGGAAAGGUUACCAAAGGAGAGAAAGAAAAACCAGCAUUGCAACAGUCUCCGAAAGCUGCCACAGGUCCGAAAGGAGUGGAAGAAUUAACAGAAUCGAAAAAGUCUCAAAAUGUCGUCACUGGAUCACAUCAGUCUGAAGAAGCAAUAGAUAAAGCAAUAAGUAGCACAACGAAUAAAGAAAAAUAUAUAAAGGAAAAGGAACGUGUGCAAAUAGACACUGAAAUAGCGAGGCAAAAUGAAAUUUUAAAUCAAGAUUUAACAGAAAAGACUACCCGCCCUCAGGAAGAUCUUUCUUCAUUAUUAUCUAAAGCUCAAACUGAUGAACGGCGGUAUGUAAUUGAUAACAAGUCUGCAGAAAAGGAAAACAAUAUGGACAGUGAAAAAAUUUCUGAUAACGAUACCAAUGAAGAAUGUAUGGACAAAAGUGAUAAUCAACCAAUUGAAGGUUCAGAUGAAAGCAAUCCCAAACCAGUUGAAGUUAAUGAUGAAAAUUUAUGUGAAAUGCUUGAUCAAGUUAAAACUCAGGAUCCUAAUAGUUCUCAAACGAUUGUGUCACAUACUUCUUCUUCUUCCCCCUCAGCUGAGAAUUCAACAACACAACAAGGGAAACAUACUGCCACGGAAAAUGUACAAGAUCCGAGUGAACAUAUUCUAACAUCUCCUAAAAUAGAUGAAGAGAAGAUCAUCAUUAAUGAAAUCUUAUCAUCUAACACCUCUCUGGGAACAAAUAUUGUUGAGUUAUUGGAUACCAAUCAUGAACAUAUUUCAAAUACUUCUAAAAAGAACUCUGAAAAUGUUUUGAAAUCGAAGGAGCCGGAAUGUGAGAAUGAUCAAAAUAUGGAACAUAAUGAGGAACCAAAAACAAAACCAAAAAAUGAUUGUUCAUUGGAAACUAUGGGAAAGUCGAUAGAAAGUGAAACUGAAGUAAGAGGAAACCAAGAAACAAUAGAGGACAUGGAACACAUUCAACCCGUCUCAGGCAAUGAUGAGAGUAAUGAAGAAUGUAUUGCGAAACAAGAAGAACAUGAUGAAACGAGAUUUAUUGAUGAAAGUAACACAUCAUUGGAGAGUGAAAGCAAACCAGACGUCAAUUCAAAAUCCAAUAAGUUGGCUCAAAUGACAGAUAAUGACUACAUUUCAGAAUUUAAAGGAUCAUGUGAAACGCAGAACGAUGAUACAGCAGAUGAAAAGAAACGUACAUCUAACGAGUCCUUAGAAGUGUUCAACAUCAGUUCUUCAGAUAGCAAAGAUCUAGAAAAUAAUGAAAUAGCAACUCCCAUUAUACUCGAAGAAAACCUGCCCACUAAAUCUCCAAAAACGUGUACAAAGGAAGCUGAUGGCGAAACGAAAAUCACGUCUCAGAAUGAGAGCGAUAUUGUUAAAUGUUCAGAUUUUAAACUAAACAAUGACACGGAGAAAAGCUCAAACGUAAAACAAAGUAAAAAUGAGCGAGGUGCAAAAGAUGGAGCAUGUCCCGACUCAGAUAUUAUUAAAGACAGCAUUUGUGACACUACAACAAAAACAGCUGUUCACGAUUCAUUUAUGGUUAUCAAUGAUAUGCCGGAAUUAGAUGAUAACUUUAGCAAUUCAGGUUAUCUACAUGAUCCUGAUAUGCCACUUUUGGACUCACAAAUUUCGGAUGGUGAGUGUGACAAAUAUGAGAGGCCAGAGUGUUCUACAAGGCCUUGUAAAGUACUGAUACGAAAACUGAAACCAUCUGAUGUCGCCAAUUUGCGACAGCCAAAAGUCAAGGUGAAACGCAUAAGAGAUCCUGAAAUGUUCCUCAAAGAGUUUAAUGCAAAACGGAGACGUUUUCAUGCAAAAAUCUUUAUUGAGUUGGAAGAUAGCUCAGACAGUGUUAUGUCAAAUUCAAGUUCAUCCGAUGCAUAUCGUCCACCCAAAGGAUGCAAGACCAAACCAUUGCCUAGACGGCACAUUUUGCGAAAGACUCGUACAUCAGAGUCGGAAUGUGAUUCUAUUCCAUCUCAAUUUGAUGGGAAAAGACGACGCCUAAGCACAUUGAAUACCUGCUCGCAACAAUCAAAUAAUUCAAGUCGUUCCUCAUCGCGUCAGCCAUCUGUUGGUGGUGAUUUGGUUGUAACGCCGCGCAGUGCCAGCGGUUUGAAAUUACGUAUAUCACAUGCAUUGCGACAAUCUCCGGUAUUGCACACGAAAUCCAAUACAACAUCUGCCGAUGAAAUUAUACAAUUGUCCUCCAGCGAUUCGAAUACAAUGGAUUCCAUGGCAGAGGUAAUUGAAAUUCCCGAAGUUGGCGAUCCACUGUUCGAGGAGGAAAUUAUCAUAUAGCAUGGUUGGAAACAUCAUCGUUGUUAAUACACAAACCCCCCACCCUUUAGACUAAAAAUUCGCAUAGUUUUUAACCUAGACCUAUCAUAAAACUCAUUUUGUCCCACAUGCUGACUGGUCAGCUUUACUGAAGUUACAGUAUUUUCCUCAUGUCAUAAAAUGUCAUUUGUAUGCCAUCCUUUCGAUCGAGGCCCCUUUUUGUUUUCAUUUUAGAAAUUCGCUGGUACUGCACUUGUCGUCUU
Messenger RNA from Musca domestica (house fly), 5615 nucleotides. RefSeq lists its product as uncharacterized. Bases 112 to 5373 code for a protein of 1753 amino acids. The record is from RefSeq and is a predicted model, not a curated record. Lineage: Eukaryota; Metazoa; Arthropoda; Insecta; Diptera; Muscidae. The transcript is spliced from 8 exons.